AUGGAUCAAUACUCAAAUUAUGGUGGUCAACAAGAACCACCUUCAAAUUAUGAAUAUCCACAAUACAACGAUCCGUAUGGCCAAGGUGGUGGCAAUGAAAGUUAUGAAGGAUUAGGUGGUAGCGGAGCUAAUGCAAGUGGUGGUACUAAUUACGGUCAAGAUUUAACAUCGGAUAAUUCAUCAUUGUCGUCUGUUCCACCGCCACCAUUUGAUUAUAAGGGUCAGAUGUCAUUUCUUUGGGCUCGUCUGAUGAAGACGAAGAAGAAAUUAAGCUAA
Entrophospora sp. SA101 is the source of this 276-nucleotide messenger RNA. Lineage: Eukaryota; Fungi; Glomeromycota; Glomeromycetes; Entrophosporales; Entrophosporaceae. The record is from the annotation of a GenBank genome assembly.